AUGUUUACGCGUUCUAAGUUCUUAAUAUCUAGGGCUCUACAUUUAAAAAAUGUUUUUAAGGUGGAACAUCAGAAUGAAGCACGGUUUUUAUACAGUAUAACUACAAGAUAUCGGUCUACAACCCCACUUAACACAAUAAUAAUGUUUGUUCCACAACAAGAGGCAUGGAUUGUUGAGCGUAUGGGAAAAUUUCACAGAUUACUAGAGCCAGGCUUAAAUCUACUGUGGCCAAUUGUAGAUAAAAUUAAAUAUGUACAAAGUUUAAAGGAAAUAGCAAUUGAUGUGCCUAAACAAAGUGCUAUUACUUCAGAUAAUGUUACACUGAGUAUUGAUGGGGUACUCUACCUUCGAAUUGUGGAUCCUUAUUUAGCAUCUUAUGGAGUGGAAGAUCCAGAAUUUGCAAUCACACAAUUAGCACAAACAACAAUGAGAUCAGAGCUGGGAAAAAUAUCUCUUGACAAGGUCUUCAGGGAAAGGGAAUCUCUUAAUGUUUCCAUUGUAGAUGCUAUUAAUAAGGCUAGUGAAGCUUGGGGAAUAGCUUGUCUCCGUUAUGAAAUUCGUGACAUAAAAUUACCGACACGUGUACACGAGGCCAUGCAAAUGCAAGUGGAGGCAGAACGUAGGAAACGUGCUGCCAUAUUAGAAUCAGAGGGUGUGCGGGCAGCAGACAUAAAUGUAGCUGAAGGCAAACGUCAGGCUCGAAUAUUAGCCUCAGAGGCUGAGAAACAGGAACAGAUAAACAAAGCGUCUGGUGAAGCGCAGGCCAUGCUUGCUGUUGCCGAAGCCAGAGCACGUGGCUUAAAACUUAUAGCUAACGCUUUGGCGAAUCAGGACAGCAAGCAUGCUGCGUCACUUACAUUGGCAGAACAAUAUGUUUCUGCAUUUAACAAACUAGCACGAACGAAUAAUACACUCAUAUUACCUGCAAAUGCUGGUGACGUCUCCAGUUUGGUCGCUCAGGCUAUGUCAAUAUAUUCAACAGUUACCGCGCACAAUAGCCAGCAAAGCCAAUCUAGUAUUGCUGAUGUAAAUUAUUUACAUCCUCAUGCCUUAACAGACAAAGGCACAACAAUAGCUGGUCAAGCAGUAGGCCAUGUUGAUGACAGUUUAGCAGAAUACUUUUCGGACGAUGAAGAAAGAGAAAAAGCAUUACAACUUCAAAAGGAAAAGAAGAAGGAGCAAAACCAACAAAAUAUAGAAAAAGAAACA
This is a messenger RNA of Iphiclides podalirius (scarce swallowtail), 1209 nucleotides long. NCBI's taxonomy places the organism in Eukaryota, Metazoa, Arthropoda, Insecta, Lepidoptera, Papilionidae. The record is from the annotation of a GenBank genome assembly.